Messenger RNA from Bathycoccus prasinos, 2331 nucleotides. RefSeq lists its product with no specific name. The coding region runs from base 1 to 2331 and encodes 776 amino acids. Gene Ontology annotation, cellular component: endoplasmic reticulum lumen. Gene Ontology annotation, biological process: endoplasmic reticulum unfolded protein response; retrograde protein transport, ER to cytosol. NCBI's taxonomy places the organism in Eukaryota, Viridiplantae, Chlorophyta, Mamiellophyceae, Mamiellales, Bathycoccaceae. The transcript has a single exon. The record is from RefSeq and is a predicted model, not a curated record.
AUGAAGAAGAAAAAGAGAACAGCAACAGCGAGAACACCAAAAACGCCGCGCUUCUUCCUCGUCUUCCUUUUCCUCGCGUUCGGGAACACCCUUUCUGGGAUUCAAUCGUUCUCGUAUUCAUCGAAAGAUGAAGAAAAUCAUCCGCCAACGCCGGACACGAUGCGAGAUUUCAUCAUCCCGUUACCGUCGCCGUUUUUCUUCACCAGAACGGAACGAAGCACCGAAAAAGACCAAGAAGCAACGCACCGGUACGAAACGACGAUGAACGGGCUCGGUUUUGGCGCUUCGUCGUCGUCGAAUCAUCAACAAAAGCAAGUGCAAAAAAUCGUCCACAGAUUGCUCUCAAAAGAGGAAGACAACGAAGAAGGAGAAGGUUUCGCGCAGACGUCGAUGAACAUCGUUCGAGACGAUGUAAAGGCGAAUUUUUUCUACGGGUACGCGGAAUCGGACAAAUGGUACGAGCGAGAACAGAUUGGUAAAGAAGAGUUCGGCACGGGGAAGAUUGCGGACACGAAACAUCACGUGAUUAAGACGAAGAUUCGAACGACGCAAGAGUUGCAAUUCGGCGCGACGGUGGUGGAACAUCCGGAUCCUCCGGGGAUGGCGAAUGAUGGACACGGGGAACCGGAGAAGAGUUUGAACGCGAAGCAGGAGGCAAUGAGAAUUUUAGAGGCGCAGAGGAGAGCGAAGGAGGAGUUAUUGGCAUUAAAUACUAUGAGGACGACGACGACGACGACGACGAACAGCGUCGAGACGGAGGAGAAAAUAGCGGCGAGAGAAGCGAAAAGAAAAGCACACGCCGAACAGGUGAAACAGAAACGAAGAGAAAAGAGACGCUCGAAGAAUUCGUUCCAAAACAUGGAACGGUUUAAGCGAGACGCGAUCGUGAGUGGCGAACGAAUGGGGUGCGAAUUGUGCGAUUCAAUCGCGAUUGAGUGUUUUAAAGAGUUGCGGUGGAAGUAUUUGAUGGAGAGAAACGCGUUUAAGAAUAACGAGUACGAGCCGGCGGAGAAGGCGGUGAUGUCGUGUCUGGUGAGCAAGUGCGGAGGCGUGACGGCGAAUCCAGCGAACGCGAUGAAAAAUCGAGCGGUGGUGCCGGUGCCGAAACCACCGAUGACGGAUAAUAAAAAUAAUAACAGAGAAGAUCCACAAGAGGAGCAAAACUUUGGAUUGGCGUCGAUUGAGUUAUCGACGAUUCGAGCGCCGAUGACGCACUUCGAUUCCUACGCGUUAACGACGGCGUGCGAAGAGGCGUUUGAUGUUCAAACCCGGAACGAUGUGGCAUCAAAAAUAGCAAACGCGUUGAAGGAUUUACGAGACCGAGAUGAAUUCGUUCGCAGCGAAAGAGCGAGACGAGGCGAGAUUACCUCGAAAACGACCAAAAAAGAUCUGUUAGCGGAGGACGCGAUUGGCAUCAACGCGGCAAAGCUUGGAUGCGCUUUCGUGUGCGAGUUGAAUAAAAUGCACGUAAAAGACGAAUCGAAAGAAGAAGAAAUAGAAGAACAACAGUGUUCGUCUGGAUUUAGCAAAGAAGAGGGAGAAGGAGAAGAUGGACAACCGCCCCCUCCUCCGAAGUGCGCCACUCCUGAGGACGUGCAGGACACCGCUGCAAACGACUUUGACGACGACGACAACGACGACGAUUACGAAGAGGAUGUAAACUCGCGCGAACGCCACGACGAAGACGCGAACAGAAACACCCGCGACGCGCAUCCUCCUCGAUUUUUCACUCGCGCGCAGCACUCCAAAGCCCGUUUCCUCGCUCGAAGCGCGUUACGAAAAUUAGGAUGCCAUCGAUCCAGCUCUGGAUGGUGGUCGUACGAAAUUUGCUUCGAGCAGAACAUCACGCAAUACCACGCGACGUUCGACAACGCUCAGAAACGAGUCGUCAUCGACACGAGCACGCAAUCUUCCCUGGGUACUUUCAGCGCCUCAGGCACCGAAGCGCGAUUACACGCGCUUUACGGCGGCAACGAUCAUAGUCAUCGACAUCAACACCACCAAAAUCACCACCACGCGCCGGGACGCGACGGUGAAGACGACGCCCAACUCCUCGUGGACGGAUUCGUCCCUGACAAAGCGUUCCUCCCAGGCAUGACCAAAACCUUACCCGGAUACGUCGUCGCGCACUUGAAAGGCGCUUAUUGCGACGCCAUAAACGCCCAUCGCGAAUCCGUCGUCCUUUACGCCUGUUCCAACGACUUACAAACACACGUCAAAGUUUACGAACAAAAAACGUGUAAGUAUAUCGUCGUCGUCUUCGUUAAAGAGUUGUGCGUGUUUAAACACUUUCAAAGAGAGGAAAACGUUUUGAUUCGAGCCGUGAAGUAG